Messenger RNA from Larimichthys crocea (large yellow croaker), 4644 nucleotides. RefSeq names its product gsg1-like (gene gsg1l). The record is from RefSeq and is a predicted model, not a curated record. NCBI's taxonomy places the organism in Eukaryota, Metazoa, Chordata, Actinopteri, Sciaenidae. Gene Ontology annotation, cellular component: plasma membrane. Bases 159 to 1151 code for a protein of 330 amino acids. The transcript has 5 exons.
UCAGUCUUGUGUCGGUGAGUCUGGAUGCAGUCGGUCGUGAUGCUGAAGCGGAUCUGUCUCACGAACUAACACAAGGAGGCGCGUAAAUCCUCUGUGCGUCUCCGCCGCGCCAUGCCUCUCCUCCUCCUCCACCUCCUCCUCCACCUCCUCCGUCUUGGAUGAACUUUCUGCACGCGGAGAUCAUGAAGACGACGCGGAAAUGUCGCGCGCUGUUGUCCGUGGGUCUGAACCUGGUGGCCCUGUUCUUCUCCACCACCGCCUUCAUCACCACGUACUGGUGCGAGGGAACCCAGCGGGUCCCCAAGCCCAACUGCAGCAAGCAGCGGCGCCACAACUGCAUCGACUACGGCGUGAACGAGACGGACCAGAACAAGGUGCACUACAGCUGGGAGACCGGGGACGACCGCUUCCUCUUCCGCCGCUUCCACACCGGCAUCUGGUACUCCUGCGAGGAGAACAUCCAUGAGGCAGGUGAGAAGUGUCGGAGCUUCAUUGAUCUCGCCCCGGCGUCGGAGAGAGGUGUGUUGUGGCUGUCGGUGGUGUCAGAGGUGCUCUACAUCCUGCUGCUGGUGGUCGGCUUCAGUCUGAUGUGUCUCGAGCUUUUCCACUCCAGCAACGUCAUCGACGGCCUGAAACUCAACGCCUUUGCCGCCGUCUUCACCGUGCUGUCCGGUCUUCUGGGUAUGGUGGCCCACAUGAUGUACACUCAGGUGUUCCAGAUCACGGUCAGUCUGGGUCCUGAAGACUGGAGGCCCCACAGCUGGGACUACGGCUGGUCAUUCUGCAUGGCGUGGGGUUCCUUCACCUGCUGCAUGGCCGCCUCCGUCACCACCCUCAACUCCUACACGAAGACGGUGAUCGAGUUCAGACACAAGCGUAAGCUGUUCGAGCAGGGCCUGCGCGAGGAGCAGAACUACCUGGACCAGGAAGCCUUCCACUACUUCCGGGACCGUUCGCUCCAAUCCAUCUCCAGCACUGUGGAGGUCUACCCCGGACACGGAGCAACCAGAGCCGGGCUUGUAGUCGGGGGCUCGGGUCCAGGUCCAGGACCGGGUCCGGGUCCAGGUCACGGACGGAACAAGAUGAGAGCCACGUCAGCUUCCAUAGACCUGGGGGAGAAUACAGACUCUCUGGGGGAGGAGCAGUGCUGAGUCAUCCACGUUAACGUAAGGGUCAUGGGGGGAUGAGAUGAUGAGGUGGACCGCUACUGAGGUCAGAACUGGACUCAGGUUCUGCCUCCGAACACGAAAGCACAGCAGCCCUUAUUUUCAGUUUGAAGAAGAAUAACUGGACAAGAAGACACGGAUAAAUGAUACGGAUAUGUUGUUUAUGUGUUACAUAGAAAUGAUUUAAAAUGUGAAAACAGAUGUGGGAGUUCAGAUUCUUCGUGGACAGACAGCAGCAUAUUUAAAAAGGUGCCAUGUGUAGUAUUUUAACAUCCAUAUUAUCAGCCUUGAAACGUUAGUGUGGGUCUGUGGAAGUUUUUUCAACAGCUGAAGAGUCGCGUAACAGUAGCAAAAAUACCAAACAAAGCAAAUUUUUGCAUGUUGAGUUUACUCACGGGAUCAUUUGUGUUGAAACAUUUGGCCUUAAUCUUGCUGAGAUAACUACACAAUGACUGUGGUAACUGAUGCUGGAGGCUCAUUGUAACCAACUGUAGAGAUGACAUAAGGGAGAAACCAACGAUUUCAGUGAGGUGUUAUGCAUGCUGUUAUACCGGAAAAACAUCUUGUAUGCUGAGAAUUUAACUUGAAGGAGAUGCUCGUUCAUCUUGAAUAUUAACAUGGAGAGUCGACCACAGGAUUUUGAAGAGAGACAAAGGUUUUUCAGCAUGUCGUGGCCGUCAGAAGAACUGCAGCUUAACUUAUUUUCCAGUCUGGAUCCAUCAUGUCAUCAUGGGACCAAUGAAGCAGCACGAUCGGCCUCGGGGCAGGAAACUGACAAACAGAAAAUAUUACACAUAGCACUUUGAGACAGGUCACGUCGAGGCUGUGUCCUGUUCCUGACACUGCCGUGUCGAUCUUGCUGAGUUUAAUGACAAAAUGUUUGAUUAACAUCUCCGGCAGCUUCGUUUUUGUAUUUCAUUCUUGCUUCAGGUCGAGUUGUGGAAAGAGUAAAGCCUUUAACGUGACACAGAGAUGAAUAUUUUCAAAUGUUUCCUGCAGCGAACUGUAAAAAGCUGCAUGACCUUUGCUAAUGAGCUUCAAUGCUAACAGAUCGUGGACCCUUCCAUCAAAUUAAAGUUGCAGACCGUCAUUUAAUUUCUCUCCCACAAUUACGACACACUGGGCCUCAUGCAAGUCCUUCACUAACAAAUUUAAUCUAAAGGUGCCCCGUGGACUCUUCCUCCAAACAAACAAAUGUAUAUUUACAUUCAGUGUUUCUCCCCUGAAAUGAAUCGUCUCUGUCCUGGAGGCCUAACAGACUCCGUUUAUUGCAAUCAAAACAUUUGUUCAUUUUGUAGAAAGACAGAAUGAGGCAAAUAUUUACUGCACAAAUGAUUCAGCAAGUAACACGAGGCGAAGAUGUGCUUCACGUUUGGGGGGAACAAUUUUAUUGUGUUAUUUGUGCAUUGAUUGAAAAGAUUCAGGUUGCAGGUGUACGACAAGUUGUGCAGUUAAGAGAUGAUUCUUGCACGAGGCCCAUUGUCUUCAUAUUUAAACGUAGGGGAGGAACAGUCCGUUCACAUGCAGGAGUUUGAAGUGGCUUCGGGCAGAUAUUGACACAGUGCACCCUUGAAUGAAUUAUUAGAGCACAAAGCUGACUAUAAAGGCUUUCACUCUCGUACCAAACUUCAAUCUUAUCCAUAAAACAUAUUUCGUGUUACAUUCUGUUUGUCGGCAGGCCAAGUAUGUGACUGACAGCCCCAUCACCCGGAGGUCAGAGGGUCAGUUAAUGUGCUGCACCGUCACAGCGUCCUUGGGGAGCCUGCCGAACCUCCGGCUGCUGCAGGGAACCAUUCACCUCUGACCUCUGUGAAAAUUAACUGCAUGAAUGUACUGUAUGUGGGUCUCAAAGGGGACGUACGUCACACACAGGAAAUAAAUCCUAAUAGUAACUCUGGAUUUCAGAAAGAAAGAGCGCGAGUGGCUGAUGCUCAUGGAUCACUGAGCGGACUCUGCAGCGCUGUUUCCUUUCAGCUAUGAAGUGAAUUUGUAAAAGAUAAUCUAUGAAUGUCUCUCUGUUUGGUCUGUUAGGUAGAGAAUCGCUGACCUGAAUGAAAGAACAUAUGUGGUCCAAGUUUCUCUUGCAGGAACUUAACAACUUGAAACCUGGAGCUUCAUCCAACAUGAACUUUAAGACCCGCUGAGGCUUUGGGUGCAGUUGGAGUACCAUUUAUACCAACUACUAACUAAAGGUGUUAUUCAGCAGCAGGUGGUCGAUAUUUUCACAAAGAACCUCUAGGAUCUUAAAAAUACUCUUUAUUGAAGAUGUCGAUAUUUGAUAUUGUUUGUGUAGGGAGCUCGGGGUGUUGUGAUAUUCCAGCCAUUUAAAUUCAGUUUUAUUCAUAUAGCGCCAAAUUAUCUCAUUUUGUAUAAAUCGGGUACAGGUCCUCCUUUAUUUUACUUACAGAGACCCAACAACUCCCACCAUGAGCGAGCACUUGAUAAUAGUGGCAAGGAAAAACUUCAUUAUUUCACAUAAGUUUACUCAUGAUAACGGGUCAGUCAUGCCGUUAUCUGGAGAUAAAGCUUGUUUUUCAAGAUAACUACAUAACUUGAGAUUAACAUAACAUUAUAAAUUAUAAAAAUAAAUGUAAGCCUUGCUGUCCUCAGCUUCUGUAAAACACAACCUGAAUGCUGGGAAAUGUAGUUAAACUCUUCAGAACCUCCCAAACAUUUACUAAAGUGUAAAGUAAAGCAGCCAAACAUGCAUGUCAGAUCUGAAUAUCGUCUGUACAUCGAAACAUCUUACAUGACAUGUUUCAUCUUUUACUUUGGUUUAAUGAGCUAAUAUCAGCAAUGUUUCAUGUAAUCCAUUAACAACAACAAAUAAUGUCCUGAGAAAUAACCCAUAGAUGAGUCUUGUCUGGAAUGUUUAAAGGUAUUUAAAUUUGCUGUCAGUCUAUAGACGGACAGAAAUCUCAGCUCCUGCUGUGGUCACCACAGUUUCUCCUGGGUUCUUGCAGUGUGCAAUGACUGGGAAUACUCUGUUAUGUAAGGCGUGCUGGAUUGUAACCUGCAGUAUUAAAUUGGCUGAGAGUUGAUGACGUAAUCCAAAUACAAGUUCUAAGUCUUCGUGCUGCCUGUCUGUAAACUGGUGGUUUGUGGCAGGUUGUCAAUCUUCUGUACGCAGAUGUAAACAUGCUGGUGACAACUGAAAAUAUUCUGUUUGAAUGUAUUUGCUUAUAUAUAUUUAGUAUAAGUAUUACACAUCAUGUUUCUUGUCUUUUUUCUGACUGAUUCAAUUUAUUUUCUGAACAUUCCCAGUGUCCUUGAGGUCAAAGAUAACCCGCCUUCAUACUGCAACUAAAACUUUAACUGGUUAGCAUCCAACAGUUUUCUUUUCUCAUGUCUAAUGUUGAGCAUCGCAGCCUCAUUAGGGCAAUAGAAAAUCAUACAUCAACAGAGGAGGAGGCCUCAGACACCACCCACACCUCCAAUGCUGUCCUUUCAGCCUCAUGUGACUCCAACAACCAUCGUC